This is a messenger RNA of Triticum urartu, 1679 nucleotides long. Lineage: Eukaryota; Viridiplantae; Streptophyta; Magnoliopsida; Poales; Poaceae. The record is from RefSeq and is a predicted model, not a curated record.
ACCAGCCAGCCUUCUCGCUCCUCCUCGUCCUCCCCUUUCUCGCGUCCCCAUUUCCUCCCACCAAAUACGGCACCGUGAUCCGCCACCGACCCGCCGACCGAUCCCCGGCCGGCCAUGGCCUCCGACCCCGCCGCCUGCUGCCCGUGGGACGCGCUCCCGGCGCACCUCCAGGAGCGCAUCCUCUCCCGCCUGCCGCUCACCGCGCUCGUCCCCGUCGCCGCCGUCUCCCGGGCGCUGCGCCGCCUCCUCCGCUCCCCGGCCUUCCACGCCCUCCUCUCCCCGCACCGCCUCGACGCCUUCUUCCUCCUCUCUCCGCGCCUCGCCUUCCACCCGCUCUCCCGGCGCCUCCUCCAGGUGCCCCCCUCGCCCCCGCUCGAUCCAUCUUGCCCUCCCCUCGUCUCCUCCGCCUCCCCCUCCUUCCUUGUCACCGCCGACUCGCUCCUCCGCCUCCCGGCGCUCCCCGACCGCUCCUACCUCAUCGCCGUCGUCGUCCCACCCUCACCCUCCUCCACCUCCAGCCGGGAUUACACCCUUGUCGCCGUCACCACCAACGGCGCCGCUGUCCGCUCGUAUUCCCUGGACUCCGCCGAUCCCUCCCCACGGUGGGUGCCUGGGGCCGAGCUCCCGCUGCCAUUUGCGAUCCUCGGCAAUGCUGCGGUCGCCACUGACCGUUCUCGGCUCUUUGUGCUCGGCCGGGGCCCAGACGCGCUUCUGGUGCUUGAUCUCGAGACCAGGAAGUGGGCUGCUCCGCCAGUUGUGAUGCCGCAUGGCCUUACGACGGCCCACCUGUUUGUUCUUGAUGAUCGGCUGUUCUUGGUAGGUGGGGUGGAGAGGCUCGGGGUGCUGGAGCGGGUGGUGGUGUGGCAGUUGGACAACAAUGAAGCAGUGGGAUGGGUGGAGGUAGCCACAAUGCCGCCGGAGGUGUUCGAUGAGUUGGUGGCUGGUAGGCAUGGCAGUUUCUGGCACUUUCAGGCUGCGGACAGAAUGGGGACUCUUUGUCUGUACAAUGCUUUAGAUGGGAGGCUGGUGAUGUUUGAUGCGGUGGAUUGUGUAUGGACGAUGAUGCCACGAGUGUCUGGGUUAGGAGCCGGGGAGAGCCAAAUGUGGUUUGGGCAUGUCUUGGAGCCAGGCGUCGACCUAUUGCUGGGACAACGCAGCCUUCGUUCAUGAGGAAAUAUCUAACUUCAAGAUUCAAAGCCAUCAUGUGAGUCAAGGCUGUUGUAUCACAUAGGCUCAAAAUUUCCCAAUAAUUUUAUGUGCAGUUUUCUUUUGGGGGGGUGGGGGGUGGGUGGGGGGGGGGGGUGAUUUUUGCUACUGUUUGUCAGUUAGCAUUUGUCAAAGCCCCUCAACAUUAGGUGGCACAUCAUAAUUACUGUUGAAGUGUCUGUCACUGUCAUUCAUACUGCAAACAAGUAACUCAACCAUGUCAAGCCUUGGCAAAAUAGUUACCUAGUUUCUUCAUGUAUUUUUGCUGAUGUCUGUUAUUGAUGCUAUGGAGCUCUAUAUAAUGGGCCAUUUAGUCAUUCCCUUGUGGAAAGCAUCCUAAGUUCUAAUAUGACAUUGAAUUAUCGAUCAUGCUUAUCAGUGUUUUCUAUCUUGCCAGAAGGCAUGGAUAAAAAGAUUGUGAUGCAGUGACAGGCUUAUAAUUGAUGCCCAGUCUGAUUUGUUUGCUCAUUGGC